UCUGGUCUGGCCGCUGGUCUGGCCAUUGGUCUGGCGUGGUGGUGCUGGUGGUGGUAGGUAUAUAUCUCCAUCCAGCGUGGUGCUGCAGAAAUGAAUUCUCAGUACAAAUCAAUAAUCAAUCAAUCCACCAGAGUCUCCUGCCAACUACCUAUCCGGACCAGUCUGUCUGUCCCUACAGCACAAUACAAUAUUCCAUUAUAAUGAGAUUCCAAUUCCUCCACCUGAUUUUCGCCGCAGCCACAGUCUCGGCAGUUGCGAUCCCGCCGGCGGGAACCUACUGGAACAGCACGACGAUCGUUAAGCAGGAUGAUGCAGUAUACCACGCAGAAUCCUACUCGCAAUUAGCCGCGACCUACACGGCAGACAACUUUUUUGACGAGUUCGAGUUCUUCACCGGUGACGACCCCACCGACGGCUUCGUAAAAUUCAGCAGCCGACCGCUCGCGCAAAAGCUGGGGUUGAUACGGGCGCCCGCCGACAAAGUGUACAUGGGUGUCGACAUGGCACGCCUAGCACCGAACGGACGGCGGUCCCUGCGUCUCGAGAGCAAAGCGCGCUUCACGCGGGGGCUGUUCAUUCUCGACGUCGAGCACCUGCCAUGGGGCUGCGGGACGUGGCCCGCCUUCUGGACGCUGGGCGACGACUGGCCGAAUAAUGGCGAGAUUGACAUUAUCGAGGGCGUGCACGAGCAGCAGUACAAUGCUGUGGCGCUGCAUACCGCGCCGAGCUGUAGAGUGGAUCCUGAGGGUUACUCGGGAACGCCGGUCACUGAGGAUUGCUUUGUUGAUGCUGAGGGACAGGGGAAGAAUCAGGGGUGUGCGGUUCAUGACGCAAGCGCGGCGUCGUAUGGAGACGGGUUUAAUAAGAACGGUGGAGGGGUCUAUGCCAUGGAGUGGACGAGCCAGCAUAUCAAAGUGUGGUGGUGGCCGAGGGGUACGGUUCCCGCGGAUGCCUUGGGGGCUAACCCGGCACCGGCAUAUUGGGGGAUGCCGCAGGCGAUGUUCAAAGGGGCCUGUGAUAUGGAUGAGAAGUUUAGGGAUCAUAAGAUCGUGUUUGAUAUCACGUUCUGUGGCGAUUGGGCAGGGAACACCUGGGCGCAGUCGGAUUGUGCGAGCCGGGCAGACACUUGCGCAAGACAUGUUUCUGAAAAUCCUACUGCCUUCGAGGAGGCGUAUUGGUUGAUCAACAGCUUGAAGGUGUGGAGCUCUUGAGUUACGUAUGAAUUUUGGGUUGGCGUUUUGGAGUUUGGUUAUUUUAGUGGGUGGGGAUGUGAAUAGAAUUUUGUACUUAACUGCCGGCGGGUAUGUCAGUUAUUGUCCGCAUAGCCGGAAUUUUGAAGAUAUGACCCUACAAGUGGUGGUUGUAGUGAU
Messenger RNA from Tricharina praecox, 1370 nucleotides. Its product is annotated as endo-1,3(4)-beta-glucanase-like protein. The transcript is spliced from 3 exons. Gene Ontology annotation, molecular function: hydrolase activity, hydrolyzing O-glycosyl compounds. The record is from RefSeq and is a predicted model, not a curated record. Gene Ontology annotation, biological process: glucan catabolic process. Bases 201 to 1211 code for a protein of 336 amino acids. NCBI's taxonomy places the organism in Eukaryota, Fungi, Ascomycota, Pezizomycetes, Pezizales, Pyronemataceae.